AUGUUACUGAAAUGCAGGGCGGCGACCUCCUGUGUAAGCAUCAACGAUGGGAAGCUCACGGUCAUCGACUCCAGUGGGGCCGAUCAGCGUCGACAGGUUGCAUGGAGCAGCGAUCCCCAGAGCCAGCGCUUGCCGCAGCUGCUGCCGCUGCGGCUGGUCGGCCAGCCUUGCAACUGGCGAUUGGAGCAAGCAGGCUUGCUGUUUUCUGCCAUACACAGCAGCUCUUUCGAAGCAGGAUCCGGCUGGCAAGGGCAUUGCCUCUGCCUACGUCUGCUUACAAGACAGGUAGAUUUUCAGAUCGUCAGUGGCAAGCUUGGUUUCGGCUGGCGGUUGUUCCCAGAGAGCUCAGUAGCUGGCCGGAUCAAGGAAUGCGGCCGAUGCCCGGACGACUGUACGGAGAUGAUCAUUGGUGGGAAGGAGGGAACAUUCGCUGAUCAGGAUGACGGUGCUGGCCUCAACUUCACGAUCAGUGGGCGGCCGCUCAAUGUGAUCACAAUCUAUGUUUGGCUCAAAGUGCGGGAAGACAAAGUUGCUGCUGCUCGAAUAGGCUACAUGGCACCAGGGAAAUACCACCCUGAGAAGGAAGAGGAAACAAAGCCAAAAGUUGCUGUUGGUGCCCGCCGUGUGCAAUAUCCGGUGCCCCAGCAGAUGACGCCUCUGGGUCCGGAGAUUCUGGAAGCCGCCGAAACCGAGGAAGAGAAGAAGGUGAAGCGAGACGGAACCACGGAGGAGCUCGGCUUUCAACCGUGCUGGGACGAGACCCGGAAUGUUUCGCGCUGCUGCCGGCCUCGUGGCUCCUUCUUUCGGGUCAGUGGAGACCUUUCGGCCCGUGCAGAAGCGUUUCUGGAAGGGUGUCAAGCACCCGCGUGGCAAAACUUUUUGUUCAAAGUCCGCAUGACUGCCGGGAACUUGUGGAUGGUGGACUCCAGAGAAACCAAAUGGUUCCAGUACUUCGGCCUUCGGAUGGCAAGGCGCAGGUCGACUGGUGCCUGUGCUGCGGGAAUGGCCAUUCACCGCGUACUCUGGGACUACUUAUCUGUGGAUGUUUCAGAAGAGUCGAUCACAGCCCUGAAUGUGCUUGCAUCCUUGGACGUGGAACUUCGAAGGUGGGGCGGCCUCUUUCCAGCUUUUGGAAUGACCCUGGAGCAGCUCCGCUUCAUCCGAUCGUUGCAGCUCCUGCAAAACCUUUACACAAACAGGCCAGUUCGUAGGAAGUUCAAAUACCAACCCUUCAACAACCGGGUAGCGGGUGCUUCGCCGAUGGCCUUUGAUUUUGGUGCUUCUGGCGGACUGGACACGGAGUUUUAUUUGUCUUCCGGCUUCAAGGUCGUUGCCAUAGAGGGGAACAUAGCUGCACUUCAGAAGCUUCGCUCGCGUUUAGUGCGUUUCGAAAACCGUCAGAACUUGACUUUAGUCCAUGCAGUGGCGGGUGCAAGCUCGGCCCCACCGACGGCAGAGUUCAAGGUUGACCACCACCAGCCAGAAAUCUCUGGGCUUUUUGACAAGAAGCCUUUCAAGGAUGGGAACGUUGAGAUAGUACCAAGGAGAGCCUGUGGAGCUUUAUACUCCCAUUUUGUGCGCCGCAGCCGUCGCAACAGACCAGAGUAUGUCAAAAUCGAUCUUGAAGGAUUGGAUGUGCCCUGCCUAGUAAGUUUGCUCCGGAAUUCAACCGCGCCGCACGAAGGGCCAGACGGCAUGCUUCGCCCCUGGGCGACGGGCAGGCGGCAGAAGUCGGUGGCUAAUUCCAGUACCAUGGCCAGACCGCCUUCCCCCAAUUUCUUGUCAAUCGAAGUGCAUCUCAGACACCCUGUCCACAUCCUGGAAGAGACGGCCAUCGAAAGAGCCAGGAUGCUUCGGAAUUUGCUGCGCGGCCGCUAUUGCGCCGCAAAGUUGUGUCGGCAGCACAUUUACAACAUUAGACAUGUUGAAGGUUUCGGGACUCUUUCCCGCUCUGGCUUGGGAUCUUCGGGCCUGUUUGGAAAUGCUGCUGUGGAUUGGAGAGCUGGGGAGGAAUGGAGGCCGUUAGAAACAGUUCUGACGGAGCUUCCACUGGCCGGCUGGCUUUCGGUUCUCGCUAUGGAGUGGUUUGACCUGCACCUGCGCCGCAGCCCUGGAGCAGAGAAACGACUGCAUCCGACGAGCGGCCUGGAGGCUUUCGUUUCUAGUUUCAUGAGGCUCCAGGAAGAGUAUGCCGCAGAAGAUGUGCAGCGUGAAAUCCUUGCGCUUCGACAGCUUUAUCCGUACCAGCAGAAGAAGAGCAUUUUGGCUUUGGAGAUGGAAGGAGAAAAGCGAAGGAUGCAGGAGCCAGACGAUGUGCAGCGCUAUGUCGAGGCAGCUCAGGCUCUGAAGCAACAGGGGUGUGAGGAUGCGCACGCGGAGGCCCCAACGAUGGAUGAGGGACUGGCUCCUGUUCCAGAUGGCCAUCAAGGGCAUCCAGAGAGAGUCGGCGAGGAAGGGCAUCCCCAAAAAGACGACGUCUGGAGCUCGGCCUGGAGUUAUCGAGUAUCGCUGACUGUCAGUGCCAAGGGCAGAACCGUCGAAGAGGAACUUCGCUUUCAUUGCCGCGCGGGCCUGGCGGCGGUGCAGCGGCAAGUUGCGCAGCACUCCUACGAAGACGGUUCCAAACCUGAAGGCUCAACGCUUGCACUGCUGCCCCAAAACCACCCCUCGGCUCUCGCCGGUGCUCUUGCAAUGUGUGCGGAGGAUGCCAUUGCUUCAGCCAUGGCCGGUGCACGAGAGGCGCACUUGGCGCAGCUGCGGAAGCAGGAAAAAAUCUUGUCCCAUGCGCUGCAGCCGCUGGAGCAGUCCGAGGAUGAAGGAGACGAGGUGGAUGCGGGUGAUGCGAAUAGGUUCAACAGUGCCCUGCAGAACUUGCCUGCCGUGAAGGCGGCUCGGGAUCGGGCCAUGCGAGCCUUGGGUCUUCCCGAAUCUCUGGCGCCAACAGCUGCGCGCAUGACUGAGCUCCUCCACGACACCGACCGCACCGCGCGGGCAGCCAACAUGCUAUCCAUGAAGCGUCUGCGGCUCAUACCCUCGCCACACCCGUCUAUCAACGGUCAGGCAGCGGAAGCUUUGCGAAGCCGCGGCGUUCUCAUGGGAAGCCCUGCCACCUGGUUCUUCGGAAUGGAGGGCAUUCAGCACCAAUUCCCGGCUGUGCUGGAGGAGCUCAGCAAGGCAGCCAAUGCCGGCGUUUUCAAUCACUGGUUUGGAGGCCCCCGAGCUGGCCGCUAUGCUGUUGUCACGGGAGAGGAGCUGUGGCAGUGGGGUAUGGUGCAUGUCUUCGAGACGCUGCAUCUCCUCCAGGACCAGCUGCAGAUGAUAUUGAAUCAGCUGGGGGAGGAAGGUCGUCGACUCCGU
Symbiodinium necroappetens is the source of this 3357-nucleotide messenger RNA. The record is from the annotation of a GenBank genome assembly. Lineage: Eukaryota; Dinophyceae; Suessiales; Symbiodiniaceae.